AUGGCAAUCACAAUUGUCAACCUGGUGCAAGUCUUUAUAAUGAUUUUUAUAGUGGAUAUCAGAUAAUGUAUUAAAAGCAAGAAAUCAAAUGCAUAAGCAGAAUAUUUCUCAAGUGCAUGAAAUCACCGGAUAAAACAUCUUGAACCCACCAGAUAAAAUAUCCCAAAUUCCUAGCAUAUAUUAAUUGCAGCUCUCCCUUUGCCUCUUCAAACCUUAAUUUCCUUUCAGGAUCGUAAGUACACAGGCUUGGAAUCACCAACAAGAGCUGAAAGAGAAAAUUGAGUAUGCCAUUCUUCAAAACGUAGUGAAUUCUGUGAUCGCAGAAGCUAUGAUUGAGGUCAUUGUAGAGUAAUUGAUUGAUGCCCUCAAGAAACAAGUUGAUGCUUACAAGGUCAAAAGAAAGGAGGAAACUGUAAAGACAACAUUAAGCAUGCUCAGAGAACUGGUUUAUGAUGCAGAGAACAUACUGACAGAUUGCCUACUCAGAACAGAAUAAUGGAAACAAGGAUUUCACUUGAAGAACUUCUACCGGAUUGAACUGAUUUUCCAGUAUCGAACAGGGAAAAAGUUGAAAAAUAUCAAUGAGAGAAUUGAAAAGAAGCAGAAGAUACUAAAAUCAUAUUUCAAGACAAUUGGACAACGGAGCAUACAUGAUGAUUGUGGUAGCAUAGGGAUGAGGUGGACUUCACCGGUUUAUGAUGAAUCUACUAUAGUUGGUUUGACAGAAGACACGAAAAAUAUAUUGGUUGGAUUCUUCCUGAAAGCAGGAUAUUGCACCAAGUGGGGAUUGUGGGGAUGGGAGGUUUGGGGAAAACAACCAUCACACAGAAGAUAUUUAACAACAAACAAGUUGUUGAUCGCUUUGAGAAGAGAAUUUGGGUCUCAAUAUCUCAAACUUUUAACGAGGAAGAGAUCAUGAAGACCAUGUUGAAACAAUUAGGAGAGGAUGUAAAUGGAUUAGACAUGGCUCAAAUGCUGCCGAAGAUUAAACAAGCACUUGAAAAUAGAAAUUAUCUGAUAGUGAUGGAUGAUGUAUGGAGCGCUGAAGGCUGGUGGGACAAUAUAUGUGCUGGGCUACCAAAGAGGGAGGGGAAAAGCAGUGGCAUAAUAAUCACAACAAGGAUAGAAAAUCUUGCAACUGAAAUGGGGGUUGAGAAGGCAAGAAUUCAUCAGCCAAGGAUUCUGAAUGAAGAAGAAAGUUGGGCACUCUUUAGUAGAAUUGCAUUUGCAUUAGAUGCAGAAGCACAACAACAUUCUGAUUUAGAAGAAGUGGGGAAAGACAGUGAGAAAAUGUGGAGGCUUACUGAAAUCAAAAAACUCAACGUACAGAAGUUUGGAGAAGGAUAUCUAACAAUUUCCAGGAUGUGCUGGCCACAAGAGAGUGAAAAUUCUAUCAUGGCUUCUUUACAACUUAGUUACGAUGAGCUUCCUAUCCGCCUUAAGCAAUGUUUAUUGUGCUUUUCCAUGUACCCGGAGGACUCUGAGAUAUGGGCAGAGCAGUUAGCUCGUUGGUGGGUUGGCGAGGGUUUUAUUGAGGGAAAAGGAACAAGAACUGCCAUGGAAAUGGCCUUUGAUUAUAUAUCCGAACUCAUCAGCAGAUGCCUAGUUGAAGCUGUACAACAAAGAGGUUACGAUGGAAGAGUGUACAGUUGCAAGAUGCAUGAUCUGGUGAGGGAUUUGACAAUCAAAAUAGCCAAAGAGCAGAUGUUUUGCAGUUUUGAUGAAUAAGGCAGGCAACGACUCUUAGCAGAAUCUCGGUGUUUGGGUUUUAUAAAUGAAACAGAAGUAAAACCAAUAAGCAAAAAAUCAAAGCUCCGGGCAUUGCUGGUGAUGACAAACUCCCCAAUUCAAUUUAGUAGCAAAUUUGAAUUGUUUGCAAUUAAGCCACUCAGGGUGUUGGAUUUCUCACAAGGUAGACUGGAAAAUGUUAGCAUCGCUGGCCUAUUAAAUUGGAUCAGUUCCCUUGAACGCCUAGCAUAUCUAAAUUUAAGGGGG
This is a messenger RNA of Ricinus communis (castor bean), 1995 nucleotides long. RefSeq names its product disease resistance RPP13-like protein 4. Lineage: Eukaryota; Viridiplantae; Streptophyta; Magnoliopsida; Malpighiales; Euphorbiaceae. The transcript has 4 exons. The coding region runs from base 796 to 1728 and encodes 310 amino acids. The record is from RefSeq and is a predicted model, not a curated record. Gene Ontology annotation, biological process: defense response to other organism. Gene Ontology annotation, molecular function: ADP binding.